Messenger RNA from Colletotrichum abscissum, 897 nucleotides. RefSeq names its product pyrroline-5-carboxylate reductase. The coding region runs from base 1 to 897 and encodes 298 amino acids. Gene Ontology annotation, biological process: L-proline biosynthetic process. Lineage: Eukaryota; Fungi; Ascomycota; Sordariomycetes; Glomerellales; Glomerellaceae. The transcript is spliced from 2 exons. The record is from RefSeq and is a predicted model, not a curated record. Gene Ontology annotation, molecular function: pyrroline-5-carboxylate reductase activity.
AUGGAAGCAUUCAAGGAUGUCAAGCUGUGCAUUUUGGGUUGUGGUAACCUAGGGAUUCCCAUUCUGAAAUCACUGCUGGAAGACAACACCCUCCCCAUCACUCAAUUCAUCGCAUGUGUUCGAAGCGAAAAGUCUGAAGAAGCCCUAAAGACACGCUUCUCCAGUGCAGGAGACAAGCUCGUGGUUUCAAGGGGCGACAACAUUGCGGCCUUGCAAAAAUCGGAUGUUGUAGUGCUAGGAGUGGACCCCGCGGAUGUCGAAGAAGUUCUGUCCAAGCCGGGUACGAAAGAGGCUUUGAAAGACAAGCUUCUGAUCAGCGUAGCCGCCGGCUGGACUCGAGGCAAGCUAGAAGCUACGAUAUACGGAAGCGAAACGACAUCCGAGAACACAGAGGACCGGGCUUGGGUCGUUCGGACGCUCCCCAACAUUGCGGCUAUGGUCUCUCAGUCCCUUACUGCGAUCGAGAUCUCGGAGCCAUCAGUGCCAGCCAAGUACAUGGAGCUCACCGAAGCCAUCUUCAAUAAGAUUGGCAAGACGGUGAAGAUUGCGCCGAAGCUGAUGAACGCUACGACCGCCGUGGGAGGAUCUACGCCAGCCUUCUUUGCAGUCAUCGCAGAUGCUCUCAUCGAUGCUUCCGUUGCCGUCGGUGUUCCAAGGGAUCUUGCACAGACUAUGAUCUUCCAGUCCAUGCUGGGUAGCGCGACACUCAUGCAGAACGGUCUGCAACCAGGCAGCCUGAGAGAUCAAGGAACAUCACCGGAAGGGUGCACAAUCGGAGGCCUGAUGGUCUUGGAGGAAGGGGCUGUAAGAGGACACCUUGGAAAGGCUUUGAGAGAGGCUGUGACAGUCGCUCGUCUCAUGGGUAGCGAUCCUCACCCCAAUGAUACCAGGCAUUAG